CGCGGGGUCGGGGAGGCGGGACGGAGCGGGCGCGCGACCCCGACGGUGCGGGAACGGGAGCAGAGCUGUCGUGGAUGCUCGCCUCGCUUGACCUUUGGAGACUUGGUUCCUUUUUAAUGGCCGCAGGAGCUGUUGGGUGAGCAACUGGAGACUGGAGAGACUUCUUUUUGGUAGGAGAGGGUUGCUUUUGCCAGGCAUCAUCUCCUGGAUUGGUGGGAAGAGUUUUUCCUUCCUGACCCCUACACGGUUGAAGGGAGAAGAUGCCACUACCGUUUGGACUAAAAUUGAAACGCACCCGGCGCUACACAGUGUCCAGCAAGAGCUGCCUGGUAGCUCGGAUCCAGCUGCUCAAUAAUGAGUUUGUGGAGUUCACUCUGUCUGUGGAGAGCACUGGCCAGGAGAGCCUGGAAGCUGUGGCCCAAAGACUGGAGUUAAGGGAGGUCACUUACUUCAGCCUCUGGUACUACAACAAGCAAAAUCAGCGCAGGUGGGUAGAUCUGGAGAAACCUUUGAAGAAGCAGCUGGAUAAACAUGCGCUGGAGCCCACUGUCUACUUUGGAGUGGUGUUUUAUGUGCCUUCCGUUUCACAGUUGCAGCAGGAAAUUACCAGAUAUCAGUAUUACCUGCAACUGAAGAAAGAUAUUUUGGAAGGAAACAUUCCUUGUACAUUAGAACAAGCAGUUCAGCUAGCAGGCUUAGCUGUUCAAGCUGAUUUUGGUGACUUUGAUCAGUAUGAAUCCCAAGACUUUCUUCAGAAAUUUGCCUUGUUUCCUGUGGGAUGGUUACAAGAUGAAAAGGUAUUGGAAGAAGCAACCCAAAAAGUGGCCUUACUACAUCAGAAAUACAGAGGGCUCGUGGCUCCUGACGCUGAAAUGCUGUACAUGCAGGAAGUAGAGAGGAUGGAUGGCUAUGGAGAAGAGAGCUACCCUGCCAAGGACAGCCAAGGAAGUGACAUAUCCAUUGGUGCAUGUCUUGAAGGUAUCUUUGUAAAACACAAGAAUGGAAGGCCUCCUGUGGUAUUUAGGUGGCAUGACAUUGCUAACAUGUCCCACAACAAGUCUUUUUUUGCCUUAGAGCUGACAAAUAAAGAGGAGACCAUCCAGUUUCAAACUGAAGACAUGGAAACAGCGAAAUAUGUGUGGAGACUCUGUGUUGCACGACACAAAUUUUACAGACUGAAUCAUUGUAGCCUGCAAACUCAGACUCUCACAUUGAACUCAAUCAGGAGGAGAUCAUCUUCUAGGAUGUCUCUGCCUAAGCCCCAGCCCUAUGUGAUGCCUCCCCCACCCCAACUGCAUUAUAAUGGACAUUACACAGAGCCAUUUGCUUCUUCCCAAGAUAACCUCUUUGUGCCUAACCAGAAUGGAUUCUAUUGUCACUCCCAGACAAGUUUGGAUAGAACUCAGAUUGACCUCAGUGGGCGCAUCCGCAACGGCAGUGUCUACAGUGCACACAGUACAAACUCCUUAACUAACCCCCAGCCCUACUUGCAGCCUUCUCCUAUGUCCUCCAACCCAAGUAUUACCGGAAGUGAUGUCAUGAGACCUGACUACAUCCCAUCCCAUCGGCACAGUGCCCUGAUCCCCCCAUCUUACCGUCCGACUCCAGACUAUGAGACUGUGAUGAAGCAGCUCAACAGGGGCAUGGUGCAUGCCGAACGGCACAGCCACUCGCUGCGGAAUCUCAACAUUGGCAAUUCGUAUGCAUACAGCAGGCCCGAUGCCCUGGUCUAUAGCCAGCCUGAAAUUAGGGAGCAUGCACAUCUUGCCUCUCCCCAGUCAGCCCAUUACCCAUUUAACUUGAACUACAGCUUCCACAGCCAGUCUCCAUACCCUUACCCUGCUGAGAGGCGGCCUGUGGUAGGUGCAGUCAGUGUGCCUGAGCUGACAAAUGUGCAGCUCCAGGCCCAGGACUACCCAGCUCCAAACAUCAUGAGAACCCAGGUGUACCGACCACCUCCACCGUAUCCAUAUCCAAGGCCUGCCAACAGUACUCCAGACCUGUCCCGCCACCUCUACAUCAGCAGCAGCAACCCAGAUCUCAUCACCAGGCGCGUCCACCACUCAGUGCAGACCUUCCAGGAGGACAGCCUGCCAGUGGCCCACUCUCUGCAGGAGGUCAGCGAGCCCCUCACAGUGGCCCGGCAUGCCCACCUGCAGAAGAGGAAUAGCAUUGAGAUUGCGGGGCUCACACACAGUUUUGAAGGCCUGAGGCUCAAGGAGAGGACCAUGUCAGCUUCAGCAGCAGAUGUGGCCCCACGAGCUCUCUCGGCAAGCUCCCAGUCCAGUGUCUUCUCUGACAGAACAAAGCAGGAGGAGACUGAAGAGCAGGAAAGUGGCAGAUACGGCCACAAGAAGUCUCUUUCUGAUGCCACCAUGCUGAUACACAGCAGUGAGGAGGAAGAGGACUUUGAAGAGGACAGCAGAGCACGGGCCCUCUCAGUUGGGACUGAGGCCUGCCUGACAACCACUUACUGCCAGGAGCCACAGCUGAACUACACCUGUGCUUCGGUCACUCCAGUUCCUGGCCCUCUGCAUAUUCUUGAGCCCAAGUCCCAUAUCCCAGAACCUGAUAAGAGGGCAAGGGACAUCAGCCCUGUCCACAUAGUAGAGCCCCAGCGGCCCCGAAGAGAUGGGCUGCUGACCCCCUCCAUGUCAGAGUCUGACCUCACAACCUCAGGGAGGUAUCGAGCUAGGAGGGAUUCUCUCAAGAAAAGGCCAGUGUCAGAUCUCCUCUCUGGGAAGAAGAACAUCGUGGAAGGACUUCCGCCACUGGGGGGAAUGAAAAAGACUCGAGUAGAUGCAAAAAAAAUUGGUCCACUUAAGCUGGCUGCCCUCAAUGGAUUGUCCCUGUCUCGGCUGCCCCUGCCUGAUGAAGGAAAGGAAGUCUCCACCAGAGCCACGAAUGAUGAAAGGUGUAAAAUCCUGGAACAGCGGUUAGAGCAAGGAAUGGUCUUCACAGAAUAUGAAAGAAUUCUUAAGAAACGGCUAGUUGAUGGGGAGUGCUCAACUGCUCGCCUCCCUGAAAAUGCAGAAAGAAAUCGGUUCCAAGAUGUGCUUCCCUAUGAUGAUGUAAGAGUAGAGUUGGUCCCAACCAAAGAGAACAAUACUGGAUACAUCAAUGCAUCACACAUUAAGGUCUCAGUCAGUGGAAUUGAAUGGGAUUAUAUUGCCACACAGGGACCAUUACAGAACACCUGCCAGGACUUUUGGCAGAUGGUGUGGGAGCAGGGAAUUGCGAUUAUAGCAAUGGUGACCGCAGAAGAGGAGGGUGGCAGGGAGAAGAGCUUCAGGUAUUGGCCAAGACUUGGUUCAAGGCACAAUACUGUCACCUAUGGAAGGUUUAAGAUCACAACACGCUUCCGCACGGACUCUGGCUGCUAUGCCACCACAGGCUUAAAGAUGAAGCACCUUCUCACUGGGCAGGAGAGGACAGUUUGGCACCUCCAGUACACAGACUGGCCUGAGCACGGCUGUCCAGAAGACCUAAAGGGUUUUCUAUCGUACCUUGAAGAGAUCCAGUCUGUUCGCCGUCAUACAAACAGUACAAGUGAACCCAGAAGCCCCAGCCCUCCACUGUUGGUGCACUGCAGUGCUGGCGUGGGAAGAACUGGUGUUGUCAUUUUAUCAGAGAUCAUGAUUGCUUGUCUGGAACACAAUGAGGUGCUGGACAUCCCUAGAGUGCUGGACAUUCUGAGGCAACAGAGAAUGAUGCUGGUGCAGACCCUUGGCCAGUACACAUUUGUGUACAGAGUUCUCAUUCAGUUUCUGAAAAGCUCCAGGCUCAUUUAAAGCUCCCACACUUUCUUAUGGGGACCCAAUCAUGUGAAGUGUUUACAGCUUGAAAAAUGCUUGUCAACUCGUCCUUGCUCCCCGACAGUUUAUUCCAUGUGGAGAUUCAUCAGACAGGAGGUGCAGUAUGAAGAGCCGUGCACUGAAGGAGUCACACUAAGCAUGAGGCUGAGGGCUGGGAAGGGCUGGAGGAGGACUCACCUGGUUUCAAGGGCGUUGCCCUGACCUGAUUUGCAGUACUUGCACACAUUUUGGAGAUUGUAUUCUAGACAAUUCUCUAUUUUACUGAAGCUGUGCUGGGCAAUUCUGGCAAUCAUUAAGGCGCAUUGAUUUCUAUCUUAAGCUAGUUUUUUUGAUAAUGUAAUUAUAUGACUAAAUAUUUAGGGAUUUUCUUAGCUAGAAACUGAACUUUUUGUGAGGAUGAUCCACAGACUGAGUGGUUCUUGUGUAACUUUGUAUUUAAAAACAUUAUCUUUUGUUACUUAAGGAACAACAACAACAAAAAAAUUUGGGUACUUAUGGUUUAUUUACCACACCCAAAACUACAAAGAGAAUCUGAAAGUGUUACUUUGAAACAGAAAGCAUUUUUAUAUUCAGAAAUUUUUUAUCCUGAAAAUUCUAUAUAUUUGUACCUUCUAUAUUUUCCAAAGGAGAGCUCAGCUUAAGAUACCGAGUCAGUUCAUGUAGAGUUGGGAAUGAAGGCACAUUAUUUAAAAUCUAAGAAUCAGAGAUUCACUGUUUUUCAGUAUUAUUCCUAAGCAUAAAUGAGUUUGAUCUUAUUAGUUGAAAAUGAAGAAAAAACAAUUGUAGAGGAUGGUUUUAAGCACUUUUUGUUAAAAAUGGGUUUACUCUGUUGCUUUCAUUGGACAUGGUAACAGUGGACACUGUUUCAAGGAGGACAGCUAAGAGUACGUGAGAUGAUGGAAGAUGAGCGUGCGUGCCUGUGGUGGUUGUGUGGAAUGCCUUGGUCUUUACAUAAUGCAGUAUUAUCUGAACUCACCUGAGAGCUGGGAUGGAGAAAGGGGGCUUCCCCCAGAGGGAAGACAGGGAAGUCAGUCUUUGUCACAGACUUACUUGUUUUUCCAAAGUUCUCCCAUCUGGACCUGUGUUUUUUUUCACAAAUAAAUUCAGGUUUAUAUUAUCAUUAAAGAAACCUUGGAGAGGCUUUAUUUUCUUUAGAUUGAAAGGAGGGAAAUAGUUAACAAGUUCACCUCUUUUCCCUAAACCAUAGCCGAACAUUGUGGGGCCACCAGAAAUUUAGCUAAGGUCUCCUUUCCCCUUCUGAGGCUUUUUCUUCACAAUGGAGACCUUCCAGAAAGUCAUGUCUAGCAGGGUGAGCUCCCCAAAUAGUGUUCCACCAUCAUUCUGAUUCCCACAAGACAAGACUUCUGUGUGCUGUGUGCCAGUCCGACUCUUGAGUUACUCAGAAACCAACCACUUUGGGGAAAGUUCAGAUGUGGGUGAGUGAAGAGUGAAAGUUUAUACACUUGUCACUCAGGAACAGGAUAGUAAUUCUAAAUGCAAAAUUGUUUUUAAACUUCUCUUUUAAAGUAUAGUAGACCCCUGUGAAAAUAUUCAGAAAGAGCUCCCCAGGAUGGGGUAGGAGAUUUGUAUGGCAAUAUUUCCCAUCUCAUGCCGUAUGAAGGACAGGACUUUCUGAAGCUUUUUUCUUUCAAUGGUACGAUGUUUAAAAAUGUUUUCCUAUCAGACUUAAACGUUUUGAAAUGUCCCGUUGAUAAGAACAUACUGUAAUAAAGAGUAAUAUAUGGUAUAUUUGUUUUCCUGUUGCAAUAAUUUGAAAAGUAAAUUUCUUAAGAGGGCAGAAUUAUAUUGUCACUUAAAAUGUUGCAUGUUUGACAUCACUUCUAAAAGCCAUGUACUUUUAAACUUUUAAUUACAGUUACUAAAUAUGAAAGAAUUUCUGAAUAAAAAUAACUAUAUUAUUGGA
Nannospalax galili (Upper Galilee mountains blind mole rat) is the source of this 5739-nucleotide messenger RNA. RefSeq names its product protein tyrosine phosphatase non-receptor type 21 (gene Ptpn21). The transcript has 19 exons. Gene Ontology annotation, molecular function: protein tyrosine phosphatase activity. The coding region runs from base 261 to 3791 and encodes 1176 amino acids. Gene Ontology annotation, biological process: protein dephosphorylation. Gene Ontology annotation, cellular component: cytoskeleton. The record is from RefSeq and is a predicted model, not a curated record. NCBI's taxonomy places the organism in Eukaryota, Metazoa, Chordata, Mammalia, Rodentia, Spalacidae.